This is a messenger RNA of Molossus molossus (Pallas's mastiff bat), 1573 nucleotides long. RefSeq names its product Ras related GTP binding A (gene RRAGA). Gene Ontology annotation, cellular component: Gtr1-Gtr2 GTPase complex; nucleus; lysosome. The transcript has a single exon. The coding region runs from base 230 to 1171 and encodes 313 amino acids. Gene Ontology annotation, biological process: cellular response to starvation; regulation of autophagy; cellular response to amino acid stimulus. Gene Ontology annotation, molecular function: GTPase activity; GTP binding. The record is from RefSeq and is a predicted model, not a curated record. Lineage: Eukaryota; Metazoa; Chordata; Mammalia; Chiroptera; Molossidae.
CCGGAAGGCGAGCGCUUCGCUGGAGCUGUUGCAGCCGUUUGCCCCAGGGCGCUCUCCGAGGCGGCUCCCCCCACCGCGCCCUCCGCAGCCCGAGCUCGCGCCUUCGGCUUGCCGACCGCACAGCUGCGCGGCCCAGCCCGCCGAGCCCCGCCACGCCCGGCCGCUCCCUCCCUCCGCACUGCAGUUAGGCCGCGCCCUGAGGCCCAGUCCGCGGCGACUCCGGCGGGCGAUGCCAAAUACAGCCAUGAAGAAAAAGGUGCUGCUGAUGGGGAAGAGUGGGUCGGGAAAGACCAGCAUGAGGUCGAUUAUCUUUGCAAAUUAUAUUGCUCGCGACACCCGGCGCCUGGGCGCCACCAUUGAUGUGGAGCACUCCCACGUCCGGUUCCUGGGCAACCUGGUGCUGAACCUGUGGGACUGUGGCGGUCAGGACACCUUCAUGGAAAAUUACUUCACUAGCCAGCGGGACAACAUCUUCCGGAACGUCGAGGUGUUGAUUUACGUGUUUGACGUGGAGAGCCGCGAACUGGAAAAGGACAUGCAUUACUACCAGUCGUGUCUGGAGGCCAUCCUCCAGAACUCGCCCGAUGCCAAAAUCUUCUGCCUGGUGCACAAAAUGGAUCUGGUUCAGGAGGAUCAGCGUGACCUGAUUUUUAAAGAGCGAGAGGAAGACCUGAGGCGUUUGUCUCGACCACUGGAGUGCGCUUGUUUUCGAACAUCCAUCUGGGAUGAAACGCUCUACAAAGCCUGGUCCAGUAUUGUCUAUCAGCUGAUUCCCAAUGUCCAGCAGCUGGAGAUGAACCUAAGGAACUUUGCCCAAAUUAUUGAGGCCGAUGAAGUGCUGCUGUUCGAGAGAGCCACGUUCUUGGUCAUUUCCCAUUACCAAUGCAAAGAGCAGCGCGACGUCCACCGAUUUGAGAAGAUCAGCAACAUCAUUAAGCAGUUCAAGCUGAGCUGCAGUAAAUUGGCCGCUUCUUUCCAGAGCAUGGAGGUUAGGAAUUCUAACUUCGCGGCUUUCAUCGACAUCUUCACAUCGAACACGUACGUGAUGGUGGUGAUGUCGGAUCCGUCGAUCCCGUCAGCAGCUACUCUGAUCAAUAUUCGCAAUGCCAGGAAACACUUUGAGAAGCUGGAGAGAGUGGAUGGUCCCAAGCACAGCCUCCUUAUGCGUUGAAUAUUGCCAAAUGCCCUUUCUGAAAAUGCUGAAUUGCCUCCCCCCCCCCCCCCCCGCGCAUCCUUUUAGUAUUCAUGUCGUGUGCUUAAACGUGGGCUUUGAAAUGUGUGCUGCUUACUACUUCCACCUCUUUCUUUCCUAAGCCCCAUUCUUUAAACCUUGAACGCUAUUUACUGUUCUAUGGUUGAGCUUCAAGAUGGCCUUUCUGAAAAGUUGGUAUGGUAUAACACUAAAGUAGGUGAGGUGUGUGUGUGUGUGUGUGUGUGUUUGUGUGUUGAUUACCUGGUUAUAAUAGAUAAACACAUCAAAGCCUUUACAAUAUCUUCCUGUAUUCCUUACAAGAUUGCAAAGAUGGAAUGUUACUAUUUUAUGAGCAAGGUAUUAAAGUGCAUUUAUAAAUUC